CUCCGCGUCUGUUCUUUCUAAAAUUCUUUCAAAUAUAGAUCUGGUUGUAUAUCUCUCUCGCUGGCUCGCUUGCUUUCUCUCGGACCAGCGGCACUACGAUCUUCAAGGCGUUCAAUUGAUUGAUCACAAGUUUCCCUUACCCAUUCAAGUGUGCUGCCUUUGUGUUGGUGAUUGUUGGAUUUAGAAAGUAUCAAAAUGGUGGUUCUUGCAGCUUCCAUUAUAAGCAAGUCUGGCAAAGCUCUUGUUUCAAGGCAGUUUGUGGACAUGUCUCGAAUAAGGAUUGAAGGAUUACUUGCAGCUUUUCCCAAAUUGGUUGGCAUAGGAAAACAACAUACAUAUGUUGAAACUGAAAAUGUGCGCUAUGUCUACCAGCCAAUUGAAGCUUUGUAUUUGCUACUAGUGACAAACAAACAAAGCAACAUUCUUGAAGAUCUGGAGACACUGAGACUUCUCUCUAAGCUUGUACCUGAAUAUUGCUCCAAUCUAGAUGAAGAGGGCAUUUGCAAGACAGCUUUUGAGCUGAUUUUUGCAUUUGAUGAAGUGAUCUCCCUUGGACACAAAGAAAAUGUGACAGUUGCACAGGUUAAGCAGUACUGUGAGAUGGAAAGUCAUGAAGAGAAACUGCAUAAGCUUGUUUUGCAGAGCAAGAUUAAUGAAACUAAGGAUGUCAUGAAGCGUAAAGCAAGUGAGAUUGAUAAAAGCAAGAUAGAGAAGAACAGAGGAGAGAAAGGAGGGUUUAUGUCUCUGACGAGUUCAGGAAGGAUAGAGAGUAGCUUUAGUGAGAUGAGUAUAUCUAGUGGUGGAGGUGGUUUUGGAAGUAGUUCUGGAUUUGGACUGAGCACUGAAGUGGAAUCCUUUUCUAGUAAAAAUAAAGGUCGUCCAUCUGCAUCUGCUACUGCUCCUCCUAAAGGUCUUGGUAUGAAGCUUGGGAAAACCCAAAGGACUAACCAAUUCUUGGAAUCUCUGAAAGCUGAAGGUGAAGUGAUUGUUGAAGAUGUGCCACCAACUACUACACAGUCCAAAUCUGCUGUGCCUCCACCAACUGAUCCGGUAACAUUGACUGUUGAAGAGAAGAUUAAUGUGACACUCAAGCGAGAUGGUGGGGUUAGUAACUUUGAUGUGCAAGGCACUCUUUCACUUCAAAUUCUUAACCAGGAGGAUGGACUUAUCCAAGUGCAGAUUGAAUCUCGGGCAGAUUCAGGCAUCCUUUUCAAAACCCAUCCUAACAUCAACAAGGAACUGUUUUCAAAUGAAAAUAUUCUAGGUCUUAAGGAUCCUAACAGGCCUUUUCCAACUGGACAAAGUGGAGAUGCAGCAGGUGUUGGUCUUUUGAAGUGGAGAAUUCAAAAUUUGGAUGAGUCUCUUGUGCCACUGACAAUCAACUGCUGGCCCUCUGUUUCUGGGAAUGAAACUUAUGUCAGCAUUGAGUACGAAGCUUCUUCGAUGUUUGACCUGCGGAACGUUGUAAUAUCAGUACCUCUUCCUGCAUUGCGAGAUGCACCAAACGUCAGGCAGAUAGAUGGGGAAUGGAGGUAUGACCCAAGAGCUUCCACCUUGGAGUGGUCCAUACUUCUCAUUGAUAGUUCCAACCGCAGUGGAUCAAUGGAGUUUGUUGUUCCUCCAGCAGAUUCAUCAGUUUUCUUUCCCAUUUCUGUCAGGUUUACUGCGGCUAAGACAUUUAGUGACCUAAAGGUUUUGAAUGUAUUGCCACUGAGAGGUGGGUCACCUCCAAAAUUUUCACAGAGGACACAAUUGAUUACUGAGAACUACAGAGUGGAGUGAUUGUGAUAGCUAUAAUAACAGAUGGAUGAAUGUAUGAGAUUUGCGUAAUGAUGUUCUCAUUGGAACAACAGCACUAGUUCUUGUUUUCUUUACUCUUCUUAUUUUAAUAUAAAUUUUGAGAUUGAACAUCUAGGAUAUUUUUAUUUACAAAGAAAUAAGUUGGUUUUUGUUUCCUCCAAA
Molecule: messenger RNA, 1962 nt
Organism: Nelumbo nucifera (sacred lotus)
Lineage: Eukaryota; Viridiplantae; Streptophyta; Magnoliopsida; Proteales; Nelumbonaceae
Product: clathrin adaptor complexes medium subunit family protein
Biological process (GO): endoplasmic reticulum to Golgi vesicle-mediated transport; retrograde vesicle-mediated transport, Golgi to endoplasmic reticulum; Golgi localization
Cellular component (GO): COPI vesicle coat
Source: RefSeq, a predicted model, not a curated record